This is a messenger RNA of Neocloeon triangulifer, 6543 nucleotides long. RefSeq lists its product as uncharacterized. The record is from RefSeq and is a predicted model, not a curated record. Lineage: Eukaryota; Metazoa; Arthropoda; Insecta; Ephemeroptera; Baetidae. Bases 60 to 6272 code for a protein of 2070 amino acids. Gene Ontology annotation, molecular function: protein tyrosine phosphatase activity. The transcript has 42 exons. Gene Ontology annotation, biological process: protein dephosphorylation.
UGUUCACGACGCGAUAAUUGCAAGUUAGGAGACUCUGUAGUGAAGCGUGGAAUCAAGCUAUGGAUUGGAAGAAAUCAAUUUUUAUACUACUGUAUUUACCAGCAAUUAUACAAGGCGUGGUUCACUUUAUCAAAAAUGAUAUUAUGAAUAAAAAUGGAAUUUGUUAUACCGACUCAGAGUACAACAAUGGACCCACAAUGGUGUUUCUACGUAAUGUAAAAAAAGGCUGCCCAAAACCAACCGACGAGACAUUCAUUGCUAAUGGGUUGAUAAAUGAUUGCAACUUGGUGAGCGCCAAUGGUUGCGGAAAUUGGACAACAUAUCAUUUUGAGCUAAAAACCAAUUUGGUUGAUGGAGACUGGUUUGACGAAUUUGAGCCCGUGCUUGACCAUCGUUGGAACUCGUUCAAAGAAAUUGUUACCUGUGGGGGUGGCGAUUUCACAAAUUGGACCAGAAUGAGGACUAAUAAAAGCCAAGGAAGGUUUCAUUACUCAGUUUUGACCUAUCAAAGUGCUUAUAUAUCACUGUCAAAACAUGAAAACCUGAAAAUUCAACCUGGGUUUCAAAUUGUCCUGGAUGGAUGGGGAAAUCAUCACAUGUCUUGCAUUCGCUACUGUACAAAUUUAUUGAACAGUAAAACUUGCACUAUACUUGCGGAAAAGGUAAAUGAAAAUAUAUUCAACGGAGGUAACGCUUGGGCUACUGUUACGGUUGAAUAUGAAAUGGACCCGCUCAAGUCACCGACAACUUUAAAAAAACUUUCUGUCUCAGUGAUGAACAAAAACUGGAAGCUUGAAUGUUCUGGGAAUAACUCACAUGAAAUAUUCAAUUUUGUUGCCUUCAAGACACAUGAAGAUGUGGGAUACUUCAGGAUUCAUAAGUAUAAUUACAUUGAAAAAGGACAAAAUCAAACCACGUUCACUUCAGAAAUCAAACAAGAACAGACCGCAGCCGCAAUAAGUUUGACUUAUUAUGUAAAAAACAAAACAAGUGACACUAUUUAUGUGCACACUUCAUCUGAUCGAAAUCCAUGGCAACCAACAAAGCUUCCAACUAACGCAGAAGGAAAGUGGCAAACGGCAACAAUUUUGCUCGUGAAUCUGACAAUUAAAAAAGCGAGUCUCUUUUUUCAACUCCGCGAGUUUGAAAAAAUUUGCAUAGGUCACAUAUCUUUGCUAAGCAGCGAAACUUUUGGGCAUGGCUUCAUGAUAUCUUCACGAGAAAAAAAUUUGCUUUCCUGUUCGAAUCUAGAUCAAAUUAACACAAUAUUAACAAACAAAACAUCGGAAAAAAUUGAAAAACUUGUCUUGAAGUCUGGAAAAGAUAGAGAAACUAUUUGCCAAAAGUUGGGAAGUGAUAAUUGCAGCAACAUCGAGGCGUGCGACACAACUGGCUGCUUCUGCAUUUCUGGAUUCAAAAGACAAAACAGAAAAUGCAUUGAAAAAUGCAGAGACAAAGAGUAUGGACCAAACUGCGACCUCCUAUCUGAAGUAAAUUGCCCUGGAGACCAUUUAAAUGUGCACACGGGAAAGUGUGGUUUGUGUGAACUGCACGGUUUUCAGCCACCAGAUUGUGCAAAACCCUGCCGGGAUCGCUCCUAUGGCCCAGACUGCGCCUUUCAACUACCUCAAAAUAGAAGUUGCAAUGGAGAUUAUAAUAAAACAACUGGCGUGUGCUUAUCUGGAUGCGAAUUCAGUGGCCAACAGCCCCCUUAUUGUGAUCGAGAUUGCGAUGAUGGAAAAUUUGGUGCAAAUUGCACCCAAGACCAGCCAUUUGGUAAAUGCAAGGGUAGUGGAUCUUAUGGAAAUUACAAUAAGGGUAAUGGUAAUUGCAUAGAUGGCUGUGCUCGAGCAUUUCAACCCCCACAGUGCUCAAAAGAAUGUGAUGACGGAGCUUUUGGAAUCAAUUGUGAAGAAAGAUGUCAAAAAGGUUGCUCAGGCCCUGGCGAUUACGGUGAAUACAAUAAAACUACAGGGCAGUGCUUGAAAGGCUGCAAAUUUAUUGGAAAACAGCCACCUUUAUGUAAUUCAGAUUGCUAUGACGGAAAAUUUGGGAAAAAUUGCAAGCAAGAACAGCCAAGUGGUAAAUGCAGGGGCGAUGGUUAUUUCGGAAGUUACAACAAGUUGAAUGGAAAUUGCAUAGACGGAUGCUCAAAAGCAGGAUUAAAACCUCCACAGUGCAUAGACGAAUGUGAAUAUGGAGAUUUUGGAUCCAAUUGUGAAGAAAAGCGCUUAAAAUAUUCAUGCUCAGGCUCCGGUGAAUACGGAGAAUACAACAAAUCUACUGGGCAAUGCUUGAACGGCUGCAAACAGAAUGGCAAACGACCACCAAAUUGCAAUACAUCCUGUACUAAUGGAACAUUUGGACCAAACUGCAGCAAACAGCUUAAAUCAGGCAAAUGCUCGGGUCAAGGAAAAUAUGGCGAUUAUGACAGCGCCACAGGCAACUGCAAGUGGGAUUGUGCAAGAGUAGGCUUUGAAUUCCCUUCAUGCGAGCAUGAAUGCAGAAACGGAAAAUACGGACAAAAUUGCAAGAUUCAACUGAAACAAAAUGUUUGCGCAGGCCAAGACCCUUAUGGUGAUUACUCAAAAUCUAAUGGUGACUGCAAGAGUUGCAAAUUCAAGGGCAAAAAACCUUCAAAAUGUGAACAUGACUGUGACGAGGGAUAUUUUGGUGAGGACUGCAAACAAAAGCAAAGUGAAAAAUGCUCAGGCAACUACCAUCGCGAUACAGGAAAUUGCAAAAAAAGCUGCGCUAAAUCCGGACUCAAAUUUCCAGAGUGUGAAAAACCUUGUGACCAAGGGAGGUAUGGAUUAAAUUGUUCUGGGGUUAUGAAAACUGGUAAAUGUGCUGGUCCGAUGCCAUAUGGUGCUUAUAAUAAGGAAACGGGCAAUUGCACUCAAGGCUGCGCUAAACCUGGCUUUUAUCCACCUGCUUGUGUUUCUCAUUGCAUAAAUGGAUCUUUUGGAUUAAACUGCAGCAAAAAAUUGGGAGAGAGAAAAUGCGUUGGUAAUUUUAAAUUUGGAAACUACAAUCCUUAUACGGGUGUAUGCAAUGGGGAUUGUUUGUAUCAUGGAGUUGAGCACCCUGAAUGUGAGAAAGACUGUCAAAAUGGAUCUUAUGGAAAACACUGUUUAUCUAAACUCUCACCUAAUUCAUGUGCAGAACAGAGCGUAGGAAAUUAUGAUAAGAAAACUGGUGAUUGCAAAAAAUGCGCUCAAUUAGGAUAUAAAUUGCCAAAAUGCACUGACCCAUGCGAGGAAGGAAAAUUUGGACAAGAUUGCCAGAGAACUUUAACCAAAUUAAAUAAAUGCUCUGGUGGCGGAAAUUAUGGAAAUUACAGUCGUGACUCAGGGAAUUGUUCAGUUUCUUGUAAGGAUCCAGGGUUCGAAUUUCCAUGGUGUGAAAAAGAAUGUGAAAAUGGAACUUAUGGGCAUCACUGCAACAAAACUUUAAGCAAGGUCAAAAAAUGCUCCGGUCAUGGAAAAUUUGGAAAUUACAUUCGUGAAUCGGGGAACUGCAAAAUUUCCUGCAAUGAGCCCGGUUUUGAAUUUCCUUGGUGUGAAAAAGAAUGUGAAGAGGGUAAAUUUGGACAGGAUUGUAGACAAAAUUUAACCAAAUUGAAAAAAUGCUCUGGUGCUGGUAAUUUCGGAAAUUACAGCCGCGAUUCUGGCAAUUGUAAUUUCUCCUGCGCAGAACCAGGAUUCCAAUAUCCAUGGUGUGAAAACGAAUGUGAAGAAGGAACAUUUGGACAACAUUGCCAACAAAAAUUAAAAGAAGGUAAAUGCUCAGGCGAUGGAAAUUUCGGAAACUACAGUCGUGACUCAGGGAAUUGUUCAGUUUCCUGCCAAGAGCCAGGGCUUGAAUUUCCUUGGUGUGAAAAAGAAUGUGAUGGAGGAAAGUUUGGGAACCACUGCGAGGAGCAACUAAAUGAAAAGAAGUGCUCAGGUGGUGGAAAAUAUGGUAAUUACUCAAAGGUAAAUGGACAAUGCAGGGAAACGUGCGAAAAGCCGGGAUUGCAGUUUCCAGACUGUGAGGAAGAAUGCCGAGAUGGAAAAAUUGGCAUUAACUGUAAUGAGGAGCCAGGUGAGGUCCAAGGACGUUGUUCUGGGGAAGGUGAAUUCGGAGGAUAUGAAAAAGCAACCGGUUACUGCAAACAGGGCUGCAGGUUUAUUGGAAUGCAACCACCAAUGUGCACCUCUGAGUGCAAGAAAGGGCAAUACGGGUUGAACUGCAAAGAAAAAUUGGACCCGUCGAAUUGCAAGGAUGAACUUUAUAAUGUAACAAACGCGCAUUGCUUAAAGGGGUGCGCACGCGAGGGACUAAUUGUUCCAAAUUGUCAGGAAGGAGCAAUUGAAGAAAAUAAUGGAAUUAUUUAUUAUUUUUUAAUUGGAAUAUUAGUCAUCGUAAUUUUGUUCUUGAUUAUCGUGUUGCGUAAGAAAUUCCUCCUCUAUAAACUUUUAUCAAGAAACCUUGAGUCUGAACCUGAAUAUGCAAUUCCACUUGAAGUGAUGGUUAAAUCUAAAAUAACCAUGAAUGAGCAGACAUCACUUAAAAAUUUUGGGAACACAGUCACAAUUGAAGAAUAUGCAGAUUAUUUUGCUACCGAAUUACAAUCUGAAAAUUUGUGCGAGCAAUUCCGCGCCUCUCCAAGAGGUCAAAUUAUGCCUAUAAAUAUUGGUUCGUCUGAAGAAAACAAAAAGAAGAACAGGGAUGGCGUGAUCCCAGCAUACGACGAGACGCGAGUUUGUCUUCAAACUAAAAUCAUUGAAGGAAAAAAAACCGCAAAGAAUGGAUACAUCAAUGCAAAUCACGUCAGGGUACUGGGAAAUAAAUAUGUGGCUACUCAAGGGCCCCUAGAGCAAACAGUUAAAGAUUUCUGGAGAAUGGUGUGGCAAGAAAAAGCCACCAUGAUUGUCAUGUUAGCUAAUUUGACGGAGAACGGGGAGGUGAAAUGUGCUAAAUACUGGCCAGAAAUAUUUGAAGUGGUUACGAUUGGUAGUUUGGAAAUCCGAAACAUCGACGAAAUCGUUUCUCUCGACUUUUUUAAACGAACACUGAGCGUGACAAAUGGGUCAAUCAAUCGCAAGAUUACGCAAAUGCAUUACACGGUAUGGCCGGAUCACGGGAUUCCAUUUAACGCACAGUCAACAGCUAUUUUUGUUGAAAAUGUUUUAAAAAUCUCAAUGGACGUACCCAUGAUUGUUCACUGCAGCUCUGGUGAGGGUCGAACAGGCGCAUACAUUAUGAUCGACGCAUGCUUGCGAAUGGCGAAAAGCCAGGGUCACUUGAACCCUUGUGGCGCAUUCAAGGAGAUGAGACGACAAAGAGCUAAUUUGGUAGAAACUGAGCCACAGUACAUUUUUGCCCACUUUGUUCUCUAUGAAGCUCUGUGCAUUCCAAAACUUGCAAUUCCAUGCAAAAAGUUCAAAGUUGAAUUAGGCAAAUUACUGCAAAACGGACAUAAAUUAUUGAAAACUCAACUGCAUCAAUUGAAUGAAAUCUGUGCCAAAGAUUGGAGUAGAAUGGAAAUUAGGGAUAGUGACCGCAUCCCAGAAAAAUGCAGGAAGCCGGAGCUUCAAGCAUUACCCCUGCGAUAUGUACGGUUGGUGCCUGAGGACGUUUUUUGUUGCCAGAAUACUUUCAUAAAUGCUGUUUACGUGGACGGAUACAAGCGAAAAAACGCAUUCAUAGCCACACAAGUCCCAUUGAGUGACACAGUCAGCGACUUCUGGCUCAUGGUUUACCAGCAAAGAGUCAAAAGCGUUAUAGUUCUUAAUGAAGCAGAGCCAAACGAGCCGAUAUUUCUUCCGUGCAAUGUAAGCAGUCCCCUGACAGGCGUGGGGUUUUCAGUUGGUCUCCAGAGUAAAGCAGUGAAAAAUAAUUACCAAACUCUCACGGUUGACAUAAAAAAGGGCUACGACAACUGGGUAGUUGAAGUUGUUUGCUUUGUUGGGUGGCCAGCCGAAUUCUUGACGGUUCCAAAGCUAGGCAAACUCGUAAAACUGUGCGAAGAUGAAGAAUUCAACCUCCACGAUGCGCCUACUGUUUUGAUCUGCCACGAUGGAGUUAUGGCUUGCGGCGCUAUAGUAGCGCUCAGUAUUAUUCUAGAAAAAAUAAAAAUGGAACAUGACGUAGACGUGGCCUCGGCAGUGCGAGCAGUGAGGAGUGUCAGGCCUGACUUUGUGUCAAAACUAGAGCAAUUCGAGAUGCUGUAUAGAUGCGCCUUGGAAUACAUACUGUCGUUUGCGACUUACAGAAAUUUGGAUUGAUACGUCGCCUGAGAAAAACAAUUUUAUUUAUAUUAUUAUUUUUUUUUAUUUAAGAACAAUUUUAUUUUACUUUACGUUUGAUGAAUUGAAACGCUGGGUUGACAGGUUUCAAUUCAAAACCUUAAUUCUCAAUAAUGAUCGUUCUCAAUCAAAGUUUUAUCAAUUUCAUGAUUAGAGUUUAUUAUAUUUUUUCUAUUAUUUUUAAGAAUUGUUUCAUUAAUCAUGAUAAUAUUAUAGUAUUAUGAAAAUAAAUAUUAUCGUUUUUAUCAGU